Molecule: messenger RNA, 1412 nt
Organism: Lingula anatina
Lineage: Eukaryota; Metazoa; Brachiopoda; Lingulata; Lingulida; Lingulidae
Source: RefSeq, a predicted model, not a curated record
GCUGAAAAAAUUGCACACAUUUGUGCAUUCGGUUUUUGGGGAAGACAAUGAUGACCACUAUGGAUUACAGUGUUACAAUCAUUCUCUGUUUCCUGCUUUGCUUUGGGAAAGUCCACUGUUAUGAUGGUAGACUGGAAGAACGGGAUGUGCAAAUGGCAGAGAAGUCUAAUGAAAAUCAUAUUUUGAAGACUGUCAGUCAGUGUUUCCACGUCAGGGGCAAUCCAUUUGUGACACUGUAUUGUGGGUCUAAUCACAUGAUCAAAAUCAACAGAGCAUUCCAUGGCAUGCACCACCAGAACAUCAGCCGUUGUAAUUUCUUACCAGGGGACUGUAUGGAUGGAGAUUUGUCACCUUACUAUGACUGGUCAAACUGUCUUGGUGCUGAACAUUGCGUUAAAUCUGUGAAACAGUCAUGGCUAAGAGAAUGUGGAAACUACAGCAAAUACCUGCAGAUUGACUAUCAGUGUGUAAAGAAUGAAGAAGUAUUUGACAUCUGUGAGAAAAGCAAUACUUAUGUGACAGAGGGUUACAUAAAAAGUCCCAACUAUCCUUCAUUCUACCCAAUACACAGGGACUGUGAAUGUAACAUCUCAGUGUCUGGAAAGAGCCGCAUGCUCGUCUCUUUUUAUGAUCUCCUCCUGGAGAUGAAUGGAAAGAAAUGUGCUGAUUGGUUGAUGAUCUACGACGAUGACUACAAAGAUUUGAACUGUGGAGAAAUCAUGACAGGAAUGAAGAAUGUGUCUUGGCAAGGACCUCAGAUACGGUUACAUUUUCACACAGACGUUAACAACACUCGGAGACAGUCAUUUUCUUAUAAUACACAAAGAAACCUCAAAGGCUUUUGGGUAUAUUUCAAUGCUGAGCCAAAAGAUGAGGUUUUAGUGAAAUGUGGUCCUACUAAGCCUAAGAAACUUCAAAGUUAUACACCUAAUCCAAUUCCAAAGGGAGGUGUUGUAAUAGCUGGAACUGCGUCUACCUUGCCACGAGGUUGGAGUUUUACCCUACUGCUGAUGAUGACAGUGUUAUAUUGACAUAUUAAUAAGCAGCAUUCUUGGCACUGGGACUCAAAUGCACCCAUGAAGUUGUACCCCAUCAAUAAUGAUACAAUAUACAAAAAUAAACAAAGACUUUUUUUCUGCGGGUAAAUUGAAAGAUGGCCUCAGGGGAUCAAAAUGCAUACAUUACUCAUUCUGUAGCUGGCAAAAAUCUCCUCAGACAAUUGAAAUCAGUAGAUAUUCAUUAGUCUGAAUUAGUGAAGAGGAGAAAUAUAAUCUUGCAUCAUGGAUAUAUAUAAGAACAAAAGUAAGAAUAUUGGCAUAUUCUUGAAUUGAUACUGGAAAAGAAAAGGCACUUCUAUCAUGAUUGGUGGAAGUGCAAUUUCAAUUUGAGAACAGAGACAAAAUGUGAAAAUA